GCUCCCUGGAGAGGGGAAACGGGGGAGGGGUUUCUCGGGGCGUGUCGCUCCGCAGGCUCCUUGGCGGUAGUGUCAGCAGCAGCAUCCGUGGCAGCAUCCGCGGCAGCUCCUGUGGUGUCUUCGUCGGCUCCGUUCGUCUCUCUCUCUUCCCCCACCCCCCUCCUCAAAUUGUGCAUUUAUGAGAUUAGUUUGUGAGGGGAACGGCGACGGCUCUGCUUGUGAGGAGAAGGACGCGGUGAGUGAAAAAGCUGUUGUCACAGACCUUGGAGUAGAGAGAAAGGAAAGUUGAUUUGAGUGGGCAAUGAUUAGAGAGACAAUGAAGGCCUGGAGUGACAGCCAGUUGGACCUCUAUAGCAGUGACUUAGAAGAAGAGGAAGAGAUGAUUUUUGGAGAAAAUGAAGAUGACUUAGAGGAGAUGAUGGACUUAAGCGACCUGCCUACCUCACUCUUUGCUUGUAGUGUUCAUGAAACAGUAUUUGAAGUCCAAGAAGAAAAGGAAAGAUUUGAAGCGCUUUUCUCCAUCUAUGAUGAUCACGUUACAUUCCAGCUAUUUAAAAGCUUUAGAAGAGUAAGGAUCAACUUUAGCAAUCCGGAAGCAGCAGCAAGGGCACGAAUAGAACUGCAUGAGACUGAUUUCGGUGGGAAAAAGUUGAAGCUGUAUUUUGCUCAGGCUCAGGUGCCCAAUGAAGCGGGAGACAAAUCUUACCUCUUGCCUCCACAACCUGCCAAACAAUUUCUGAUCUCACCACCUGCUUCUCCACCUGUAGGAUGGAAGCAGAGUGAAGAUGCCACACCUAUGAUAAACUAUGACUUGCUCUGCGCCGUUUCAAAAUUGGGGCCUGGGGAGAAGUAUGAACUUCAUGCAGGAACAGAAUCCACACCAAGUGUGGUUGUCCAUGUGUGUGAAAGCGAAACAGAAGAAGAGGAUGAAAUUAAAAAUCCCAAACAGAAGAUUGUGCAGACGAGGCGCCCCGAUCCACCACCCCCAUUGCUGAGUGAAGCAAACACUUUUGAAUGUACGCUAGAGGUAGGGGGUGGGAUGCACUUUUGAUCUGAGGUUGUCUAACAGCAGCAGUGAGUGUGGAAAUCAUGUUUGUUUCGCUGCGUGAUGUUUAGCAGCAACGGACAUGUAGUCAUCUCGCAUCAAAAAGACUUUAGAUGCCAACAUUCUGAAGAGCACUUUAAGGUUUUAACUCCUAAGAUGUAGCAAAUCCCUGUGGGGUUUCAAGUCCUAGCACACUAGACUAGGAACAUGCCAUUUUGGGAUGUGUGUGUUGCCAUUUGCUUGGUGUGUGAAAAGGCUGAAAGGAACUCGGAUGCUGCCAUCAUUGUGUUGGUUGUCAUCAGGUUUUGUACGCAGGUCUCUCAUGUAUAUUUUUUGUGCGCAUUAUCCAGUUAACAUGAUGUUUGAAGUAAUGUAUUGAUAAAACAUUAUGUACAAUGUACAUUGUUAUCAAGUAGAAAAAUCUCAAAAUUGUUUGGGGUGGUAGAAGCAAAUUUCCAAACAGGUCUGCUCUGUGCUUUUAUUUUUCCUUAGAAAUGCCACAGUUUUGUGUGUGUGUGUGUGUGUGUUGAAUUUGAAAGUACCUUUGUGAAUUAAUGUGAGGCAACAAACACAAGUGAGACUAAUACGCUGUCUUUGUGCUCAUUGCAACUGUGGAAAAUGAUAUGUAAGCAGGGAAGCUGCAUAUUACAGGCCAAGUCCGACUUUUGUAUUUGUUUCCUACCAUUUCUUAGGACAUGGUUUUUCCAAAUGGAGUAUAUUUAUUUUCUGCACACCAGCAGCAGGAACAUGUCAACCUGGCAGGGACUCCCUGUCUUUACAGUUUCUGGCCACCUUUUGUAGCACAGCCUCACCACCUGCCUGUCACUGCCUGCACAGAUAGCCUCAUAGUGCAGGAGUAACAGUAUGGCCGCAACUCCCACAAGGCUGGAAAAAUAUGAAUGCUUCUUGCAAGAGCACAAGGACUUUUUCUCUAGAGCUAAUCAGUUUAAGUUGCAGGAUAAUAGUAUUUGACAAGCAGGGGACCAAAAAGGAUUUCCAGGAGGCAGCACAUUUUCCCCUCCCCCAAUAUUCCUUGUAUCCCUUCUGGCUGUCCUCACAUUUGCAUGUUUCCUUGCUUCCAUCUCACCUUCCCACCUGCCAACCAGCCUACCUUUGAUCAGCUCCCCCUUCCUCAGCUAUAUUUAUUAUUUAUUUACUUUAUUUAUACUCUACCUUUCUCUACACUGAGGACUCAAGGCAGCUUACAUUCUUUUCCUCCUCUCUCUUUUAUCCCCACAACAAUCAUGAUAAAUAAUUUGGUCUGAGAAUGUAUAACUGGACCAGGAUCACCCAGCCAGCUUCCAUGGCAGAGUAUUGAUUUAAACCUGGGUCUCUACCCUAAUUUUUUUCCUGUAUUUUAUUAAUCCUACGUGUUUUUAUUAAUCCUAAGUGUUUUUAUUAAUCCUACGUGUUUUUAUUAAUCCUAAGUGUUUUUCUGUAUUUUUAAACUUCAGAAGCAGAGAAACUGACAGGGUAGUCUUGGGCUAACCAGGCUUGUUAUUAGGCUAACCAGGCUUGUUAUGAGAACGAGCUGUAAUAAUACCUACGCGUGUGCAUGCUGUCUUUGAGUUUCUUGAAUCCAAAUUAGGGAUGGGAGGGACUAAACACCAUUUAUUCUAGCAAAGCACCCAUUUUCUGCCUGCUUGUACUUUACAACAGUUGGCAUUAUGAAAGUUUUUUGCGGGGGGAGCUGAGAAGUUUCUUGAAGUGUGACAAUGCUGUGUCUUGUAUUCUGUUAGUAUGUUAACAGAAAUCCUACAAUUCCACCCGAAAUGUUUUUCUAUGUGUUUUUUUUUUAAUUUUGGAGGACAGUAGAAUUAUUCGAAAGAAAUGCUCAGAGCCCCUACCCCAUUUUAGCAGAGUAUAAGCAAAUCAGAGUACUGAAUCCAUAGCUGCCUUUUUCCUCUUGAUAAAGUAAAUGGAGAGAAGCCAUUAAGAAAUUAAUUCCUGAAUAUGAAUCAUGACAGUAGCCUGAAAGUGAGACUUAAGCAUGCCUCCCACUAUUUCAACAAGAUAGCUAAUACUUUCAGUAGGAUUCCCAGUGGUCAUCUGCCUUGUGACAUCUGUGAACUGUCUGCUUCAGGACCGCAUGCUGCAGAGGGAUCAUUUAUUAAUGUCAAAAAUUAAUUUUCAAACCUCUAAGCCACCGAACCUCUAAGCCACCUGUUUCCCCCUAAAGCAAUAGAAAAAGCAGCCCCGGUGCCAAAUCUGAUUAUGUGAAGGGUGCUGCCUCAAUUGCUAGUGGAGAGGGUGGAGGAGAGCAGAGGGAGGGACCAGCAGCUGUGCCAAAGGGGCUUGUCAUCAUUAUUCCUAAUAGAACCAGUCUGGGUUACUGGAGUGUGUGCCCCCCCACAAAAAAUACUGCCUAAGAGUGGCUCUUUGAGACUAGAUGGCCCUCAUGAGUACAGAAACAGAGCUUAUUAAUGUUGUAAAUAAAGCAAAUAAACACUGUAUGGUUGUGUCAGAACCAUAGAGCUUUGAGAGUAUUUUGGCAUUAGAAUAAAAAUAGUUGCGGCACAAAGAUGCAUGUAAUGGAUUGGUGUUCCAACUGAGAAUCAACAGUGUUUUUAAAGAGGACAAAUAAAAAGCUUUCCCAUUGCUGUGCCUUGUUUUCUUUCUCAGUAGUGGUGUCAGUUCCUUGCAAUCCUCCCUGCAAAUUCCUGUUUCAGAAUUGCAAGAGAACUCCCCAGCGGGUUGUGCUUCACAUUAGUGCCAUGUAGAUUUUUUUGUCUCCAAGACAGGAAAGGACUGGGUUUUUGUUGGGAUGCAGAACCACAGAAGUAUUUCUGGCUUCAAAAGAUUGCUCCAUACCUGUUUUCUGUGAGGGAGCAAGCAAACCUGAUGUGCAUUGAGAAUUAUUUGGGGAAUGAGGGUGGGUGGGAGCAAAGAGUUGCACUGGUCUGCAGGAAAUGCAUGUUCAAACUUUAUACUUCUGUUAUAAAGUUGGCUACAUAGACUUGUUUCUAGAUGCUCAAUAACAAUAAUAAAACCUAUAUUAACAAUUGUAA
This is a messenger RNA of Sphaerodactylus townsendi, 4053 nucleotides long. It is a transcript of the gene RCAN3, whose product is annotated as RCAN family member 3. Gene Ontology annotation, biological process: calcium-mediated signaling. Gene Ontology annotation, molecular function: calcium-dependent protein serine/threonine phosphatase regulator activity; nucleic acid binding. The coding region runs from base 302 to 1051 and encodes 249 amino acids. NCBI's taxonomy places the organism in Eukaryota, Metazoa, Chordata, Lepidosauria, Squamata, Sphaerodactylidae. The transcript has 5 exons. Gene Ontology annotation, cellular component: cytoplasm; nucleus. The record is from RefSeq and is a predicted model, not a curated record.